Molecule: messenger RNA, 1602 nt
Organism: Patella vulgata (common limpet)
Lineage: Eukaryota; Metazoa; Mollusca; Gastropoda; Patellidae
Exons: 6
Coding region: 119-988 (289 amino acids)
Source: RefSeq, a predicted model, not a curated record
UGGUAAGAAAUCUUUUCAGAAAUUAUAGUGGUUUAGUUAGACGGCUGUAUCACUUUAAUAAAUUGAAAAUUGAGUCUGUUAAUUAUUUUACAGAAACAUUCUGAACAAACUAAGUAAAAUGAAUCUACAGCAAGGAUCCAGUUUAUGGCUGGUGUUACUCGUAUGUGGUGUUGCAUAUUCUAUGCCCAAACCCGCCCAAACUACAGUCGAUGCCAAAUGCCCGGCAUUGGCGAUGUGUUCCAGAUUCGCUUACAGGAAUUUGUUUGGCUCUUACGAUUACGCUGAUAGCAUGGUUAAAAUGUUUAAUGAUGUCAUGAAUUCUAUAACAGACUACGAUAAGCCGAGAACUCGCAAGGUCUGGACAGCCUAUGUUGACAAUGUGAUGGUAUGUGCUCAUUUAGCACCUGUGCGUGGUAAAGGUUUAGGUGUUGGGCCGAGAAAUCAACAGAAUAAAGAUGAGUCCACAACCUUAAACAAACCACUAUUGGGUUCCAGCCUUGAUGACGAUAGUUACAACCAAUUGAAGAAGAGGGAACAACCUGAAGUAGGCGACAUAAAAUACCCCAUUCCUUUGUCUGAUCAUUUGAAAUCGUUCGAUCCGACUCACCCUUUGACACGGGAUCUUAAAGCCGCCAUUGAAAGCGUUCUUUCUAAUCACACAGCGGCAAUUAUGGAGAAACUUAACAUCACUGGUGAAGGGUAUACCACCGACAAGUUGAUAAAACAACUUACUCUCAUUGAUCAAUGUGUUAAAGAGCACAAGGCAAACAAAGCACAAAUUGGAAAAGGGUCAGAAGCUAGAGAUGGAACAAAAAUAAUGGAGUCAAAAGGCGAUGGUGCAAGAAAACCAAAGGGAUCAGAAGCCGUUCCUGGUGAUGCAAAGCAUGGAGAGAAGUUGACAGACAAAGGCUUAACUGGUACUGGCAUUGCCAUCGUGACGACAAGCCUUUUAAUUCCAGUAGCGCUCUUCUUGAUUCGUUUAUGUUAAGCUAUCUGUGUGUAUAUCUCUAUAAAUUCGCCUGUUUAACUGUAUUUUUAGGAAUCUCUGUAAAUAACUAAUGCGUGUUAAUGUCUGUCAAUAUCUGUCAAAUUCGCAGAUUAUCAAAACGUCAUAUUCUAGGACAUAAUGGCAUGGUUUCUGGAACAGCUUAUAUUUAACUUCACUUCUUUUUUCACAUAAUUUUAAGUACCCAUAACUGCAAGUUGUGGUUUUGGUCAACUCACUGGCGCGCAGAGAGAUAGAAGGGGUGGAGCAGAUGAGGCGACGGUCUCUGCAUCCAUUCCAAGGCGCAUCUGAUCAGAAAGUGCAUGAAAUUAUAUUAACUUUUAUAUAAUUUGAAAUUAUCGCUGGUGUUAACUUUGUUCUACAAACUGAGCUAUACUUAAUUAAUUUAUUUUAUCUCUUUUGACAUCAAACCUCUGUAUGCAUCUGCUUCAAUUAUUGCAAAAUCCAAUUUGUGACGCUGAAUAAAACAGAUUAUUAUGGGCGCUUAUUUAAUUAUCUGCCCUUUUCUAAUUGUAAUGACAUAACGUGUUUUUAUGGCACUUCACCACCAACCGGGCUAUAUUGCGCCAGACAGAACUUUGGAAAAACUGAUUUUU